Carya illinoinensis is the source of this 793-nucleotide messenger RNA. Its product is annotated as translocator protein homolog. The transcript has a single exon. NCBI's taxonomy places the organism in Eukaryota, Viridiplantae, Streptophyta, Magnoliopsida, Fagales, Juglandaceae. The record is from RefSeq and is a predicted model, not a curated record. Gene Ontology annotation, cellular component: membrane. Bases 55 to 618 code for a protein of 187 amino acids.
CGGCCCACAAAAUCUCUUAUCACUCGCACAAUCCGUACAGACGCACACACGUUUAUGGCUUCCCUCAAACAUCGUACUAGAGGGGACCCCGACAUCACCCCCCGCACCUACAACGACAGGGAAAACAAAGCCAAACCUCUUAGAAACGCGGCCAUAACCAAACGCGGCCUUAGGUCCCUGGCCAUGGGUAUUUCCGUCCCGCUUUCUCUCACCCUCUUAAGCCUUCACCUCGGCGCCGACCGCAGCUGCUACGGCACUCUGUCAAAGCGCUUCUGGUUACCGCCGCCGUGGGCCCUGCACAUGACAUGCCUGGCUUCGAGUUUCCUGAUGAGUCUGUCGGCUUGGCUUGUCUGGGCGGUGGGUGGGUUCCAUAGGAAACCGACAGCGCUGUACCUUUACAUGGCUCAACUCGGAUUGAGCUUGGCUUGGAACCAGAUUGUUCUCGGCGCGGGAGCCAGUCGGGUCGGGCUGCUGGUGUGUUUGACGAUGUUUGGGGCUGUAGUCGGGUGUUAUCGGAUGUUUAAGGAGGCGAAUCCGAUAGCCGGUGAUCUGGCUAAACCCUGUUUGGCGUGGACUGCGUUUUUGGCUAUUGUAAAUCUCAAGCUUCUUUUUCUUUGAAAAUUCUGACGAUUUUUCCUUCUUUUUCUCCCCUUUAUGGCAUGAAGAGCACACUGUUAUCCUAUAUAUAGUUUGUAAAAACAUUUUCUGCAUACAAUUAGUAGAUACAUGGUAUGUUGAAUAUGUAUUGUUGUGACUGUAUAAUAAUGAUAAGACUAAGAGAUAUUGCUUUGUA